Messenger RNA from Chironomus riparius, 1659 nucleotides. The record is from the annotation of a GenBank genome assembly. NCBI's taxonomy places the organism in Eukaryota, Metazoa, Arthropoda, Insecta, Diptera, Chironomidae.
AUGCCCCGAGGCAGUAAGUCAUCUGUUAAAGUGAAACAAGAAAAUGAAAUUCAAUCGUAUAUUAAUUCAUUCAAAGAAAUUGAGGAAACUGAGGUCCCAUCGACCUCAGCCGAUAAAGUAUUCAUAACAUCUGAUGAGAACUUUGAGCAAAUUGAAGCUAGUGGCGAAAAUGAUGAAGAAUAUAAAUAUGUAUUCAUUGUACAAGAUGAGGAUGAGGAAGGUGUAGAUGACAAAAUUAUUGAAGAAGAAGAGGAUGGAGAGAAUGAAGUCUAUGAAUUUGAGGAUUUUGAAGAAGAGAUAAUUGAAGAAGUUGUGGAAAAAGUUAAACCAAAAGCUGGAACAUCAACAAAAAAGAGCUCUGCUGGAACUCAGAACAGCAGUGUUACACAUAUGUGUUCUUAUUGUAAUUAUUCAACAUCCAAACGAUAUCUUCUUGCUCGACACAUGAAAUGUCAUAGUGAGGAUCGACCACAUAAAUGUAAUGUUUGUGAACGAGGAUUUAAAACAAUCGCUAGUUUAACAAAUCACGUCAAUACUCAUACUGGCAUUAAGCCUCAUCAAUGUAAGUUUUGCGAUUCUGCAUUCACUACAUCAGGAGAACUUGUUCGACACGUUCGCUAUCGACAUACUCAUGAGAAACCCCAUAAGUGUCCAGAGUGUGAUUAUGCAAGUGUUGAGUUAUCGAAACUUAAGCGACAUAUUCGUUGCCACACAGGUGAACGUCCAUAUCAGUGUCCUCAUUGUACUUACGCAUCUCCUGAUACAUUCAAAUUAAAAAGGCAUCUUAGAAUUCACACUGGGGAAAAACCAUAUCAAUGCGAUGUCUGUCAAGCAAGAUUUACUCAAUCAAACUCUCUAAAAGCUCAUAAAUUGAUUCAUUCAGUUGGAGACAAGCCUGUAUUUCAAUGUGAAUUGUGCCCUACAACUUGUGGCAGGAAAACUGAUUUAAGGAUUCACGUUCAAAAAUUACAUACAUCAGAAAAGCCAAUACAAUGCAAGAGAUGUAAUGGAGAGUUUCCAGAUCGAUACAGCUACAAAAUCCAUGCAAAGACCCAUGAAGGAGAGAAAUGUUAUAAAUGUGACUUGUGUUCAUAUGCUUCAAUAUCAGCAAGACAUCUUGAAUCUCACAUGCUAAUACACUCGGAUCAGAAACCUUACAAUUGUCAAUUUUGUGACCAAACCUUUCGACAAAAACAGCUUCUUAAACGUCACGAAAAUAUUUACCAUAAUCCAAAUUAUGUGGCAACAACACCAAAAGAAAAGACACAUUUAUGUCCAACAUGCAAUAAAGCAUUUCGUCAUAAAGGCAAUUUAAUGCGACAUAUGGCACAGCAUGAGAAUGGCCAAACGGAACCUGGAACUACAAAAAUUGUUCGUGUCAAAGGAGAACCUGGAAAUGCAGGCGAUGAAGGUAGUGACAAUUAUGUAGUGGUGGAAGUCCUACAAGAUGGGGCUGAGAUUCAAUAUGAUGAUGAACUUGAAUUAGAACAAAUCGGAGAGGAAAUGGAAGUAGAUUCUGAGAGUUACACUCUUACAGAAAAUAUUGAUUCAGAUGUUAUUAUGUCAAUGAAACAGACAUCAAAAGUGCCAACAUCAACAGCACUAGCAUUUAAUUUUACUGACGAAGAGGAUGAAGAUGAUGAUGAAGUUAAGGAAUAA